Messenger RNA from Histoplasma mississippiense, 324 nucleotides. RefSeq lists its product with no specific name. Lineage: Eukaryota; Fungi; Ascomycota; Eurotiomycetes; Onygenales; Ajellomycetaceae. The transcript is spliced from 2 exons. The coding region runs from base 1 to 324 and encodes 107 amino acids. The record is from RefSeq and is a predicted model, not a curated record.
AUGGGGUGGCUGGCUGCCGCGGAAGGGAAGGGAAGAGGGAGCUCGACUGUGACCGGGCCCCACUGCGGGCACGCGGAGGCGGGAGCGGGAGCACGCACGGGCGGCCAAUCAGGGCGGGAGAAGAUCGGACGGGGGCGCGUCGGACGGCGCACUAGGGUUACCUCUGUCAAGACUGUGGCUUCCCCAGCAGACAGGGCUAGUGGAGCUAGUCUGCAGCUCAAAAGCACCAGUCAGUCAAGAGGCCUCACAGAGGGCACAAAACAGCAGAAGGACUCACAAAUCCUCAUCACUCUUCAGUCAGAGAAACAGAUCACUCAGCUAUAG